Molecule: messenger RNA, 1499 nt
Organism: Numida meleagris (helmeted guineafowl)
Lineage: Eukaryota; Metazoa; Chordata; Aves; Galliformes; Numididae
Gene: EEF1AKMT3
Product: EEF1A lysine methyltransferase 3
Exons: 2
Coding region: 49-537 (162 amino acids)
Biological process (GO): peptidyl-lysine methylation
Cellular component (GO): cytosol; cytoplasm
Molecular function (GO): protein-lysine N-methyltransferase activity
Source: RefSeq, a predicted model, not a curated record
CCCCCCACCCAGGCCCUGGCCCUGUGCCGCUUCUUUGAAGAGCAGCACAUGGAUUUCCGCGGGCGCACCGUCAUCGAGCUGGGCGCCGGCACCGGCAUCGUCGGCAUCCUGGCUGCGCUGCUGGGAGGGGACGUGACCAUCACGGACCUCCCCAUGGCGCUGGAUCAGAUCCGGGAGAACGUGCGGAGGAACGCAGCGGCAGUGGCGGCGGCGGCGGGGAGAGCGCGGGUGCGGGCGCUGGCGUGGGGCCGGGAGCUGAGCUCCUUCCCGCGGGGUUACGACGUGGUGCUGGGCGCCGACGUGGUGUACGAGCCGCGCUGCUUCCCCGCGCUGCUGGCCACGCUGCGGCACCUGUGCGGGCCGCGCUCCGUCGCCUUCCUCAGCUGUGGCAUGCGGCGCGAGCUGGGCGCCGGGCGCUUCUUUGACACGUUGCUGCCGCCGCACUUCCACGUCGAACUGCUGCGACGCCACGACGACACCGACGUCAGCCUGUACCGCCUGACACAGCAGCACGAUGACACCAAUGUCAGCCUCUAGCAGCUGACACAGCAGCACGAUGACACUGACAUCAGCCUGUACCGCCUGACACAGCAGCACAAUGACACCAAUGUCAGCCUCUAGCGGCUGACACAGCAGCACGAUGACACUGACAUCAGCCUGUAGCGCCUGACGCACCACAAUGAUGACACCGAUGUCCGCCUGUAGCACCUGACACAACAGCAUGACAACGCUGACGUCAGCCUGUACCGCUGCUGUGUCACAGUGACACCGCUGUCAGCCCGUACUGCCUGACACACCACGAUGACGCUGACACCAGCCCGUAGCGCCUGGCGUGCCCGUGGAGCAACACCAACAUCAGCCUGUACCACCUGGUACAACGCCGUGACAACACCGACAUCAUUCUGCACCUCCUGAUGUGCCACUGCAACACCGGCGUCAGCCUGUAGUGCCUGACACGCCACAAUGACACCAGCAUCAGCCCGUGGCGCCUGACGCACCACAACGAUGGCACCGAUGUCAGCCUGUGCCGCCUGGCGUGUCACAACAACACCGGCACCAGCCUGUACUGCCUGACACACCGUGACGCCGCCGCCAUCGGCCUGUACCGCCUGACACAGCAGCACAACGCUGAUGUCAGCCCUUACUGCCUGACACACCGUGACGACAGCAGCGAUGUCGGCCCGUACCCCCUGACGUGCCACAGCGCUGAUGCUGCUGUCACCCUGUACCGCGUGACAUAACAGGACGGUGAGACCGACGUCAGCCUGUGACACACUACAAUGACAGCAACGUCGGCCUGUUCCGCCUGACACAAUGCCGUGGUGACACCGCUGUCAGCCCGUAGUGCGUCGCACCACUGCAGUGACGCUGCCAUCGGCCCGUAGUAGUAGCCUGACGCGCCACUACAACGUCGCCAACGUCAGCCCAUAGCGCCUGACUUUGCCUGCAGGACGACACCGAUGGCAGCCUGUGCCGCCUGACGCAACAGCACAAUGACA